AUGUCUGAACAGCAAUGUGUGUUGGUGGGAAGUUUUCUUUUGGUCAUUAUCAUCUGGAUCUUGUUUAACCACAGUCAUGCCUACAACUCCUCUGAGUGUUAUUUCAGAAUCAAAGAAGAUUUUCACCAUGAAGGAGAUGUGACCAUUGGUGUAUUUCUCCCAGUUCACACUUACUUCACAGACAAAAAAGUUCCACAUCCUUAUCUUCCAAACACUUACACCGACUUUCACUUACAGUAUAAUUUUAAAACACACAAGUUGGUUCUAGCCCUGGUAUUUGCCAUUGAGGAAAUCAACAGGAACCCUCAUCUUUUACCCAACAUAUCUCUGGGAUUUGAUUUCUAUAAUGUCCCAUACAGUGAGAAAAACAUUCUUAUGAAUGCUCUUUUUUGGCUCACGGGCCUACAUAGGCUAAAGAAUCUUCAUUGUAAUUAUAACUGUGAAAAGGAGAGAAAGUCAACUGCUGCAAUAACAGGAAUAUCAUGGGCAAAAUCUGCCCAUAUUGGGACACUGCUUCAGCUCUACAAAUUUCCACAGCUCACUGUUGGUCCCUUUGAGCCUAUCUUCAGUGAACAAGGUCAGUUUACUUCUCUCUACCAGAUGGCCCCCAAAGGCACAACUCUGGCUCUUGCCAUGGUCUCUUUGAUGCUUCAUUUUGGCUGGACCUGGGUGGGUCUGCUUAUCCCAGAUGAUCACAGAGGGACUCAGUUUCUAGCAGAUAUCAGAGAAAGCAUGGAGAAAAAGCAAGUCUGCAUAGCUUUUGUUGAAAUGAUUCAAAGCACCUGGAAUUCACUUUCAUACAAAUAUUGGAAAAAUCUUGGCAUCAUCCAGGAAACAUUGGCGAAUAUUAUUAUCAUUUAUGGUGACAAUGAUUCACUACAAGGUUUAAUGAGCAAUCUAGGGCAACAGAUUUUGACGACAAAAGUCUGGGUCAUGACCUCUGAGUGGGAUGUUACUAAUAUGGCUGAUUAUUUCUUGCUGGAUUCGUUCCAUGGAAGUCUCAUUUUUUCACAACACCAUGAGCAGGUGGCUGAAUUUAAAAAUUUUAUCCAAAUAGUUAAUCCUUAUAAAUACCCAGAAGACAAUUACCUUCCUAAAUUGUGGUUUUUAUUUUUCAAGUGCUCAUUUUCAGAGCUUGAUUGUCAUCUUUUGGAUAACUGCCAACCCAAUGCUUCCUUGGAAUUCCUGCCUAGACAUAUUUUUGACAUGGAAAUGAAUGAAGAAAGUUACAGUACAUACAAGGCUGUAUAUACUGUGGCCCAUAGUCUCCAUGAGAUGAGACUUCAGCAAGUACAAACGCAACCAUUUGGAAAUGGGGAAAGAUUUGUGUUCUUCCCCUGGCAGCUUCAUCCUUUCUUGAGGAAUAUCCAUGUGGGAGUCAACAUGGCUUUAGAAUGGAAACAGAAGUUAGAUGAUGAUAAGUAUGAUAUUCUCAACUUUUGGAAUUUUCCAAAGGGUCUUGGACGAAAAGUGAAAGUAGGAAAUUUUUUGCCCAAUGCUCCCCAGAGUCAACAGUUGACUUUAUCUGAGAAGAUGAUACAAUGGCCAGAAAGAUACUCAGAGAUUCCUCAUUCUGUGUGCAGUGAGAGCUGUGGUCCUGGAUUCAGGAAAAAGUCCCUACAGGGCAAGGCUGUUUGCUGCUAUGAUUGUACUCCUUGUGCAGACAAUGAGAUUUCCAAUGAGACAGGUAUGGAGCAGUGCUUGAAGUGUCCAGAGAGUCAUUAUGCAGACACAGAGAAGAAACACUGCCUCCAGAAAGCUGUGAGUUUUCUUAACCAUGAGGACCCCUUGGGGAUGGCUCUCACAACUAUAGCUCUGUGCUUUUCUAUACUCACAGGUGUGGUCCUUGCACUAUUUGUGAAGCACAGAGACACUCCAAUUGUCAAAGCUAAUAAUAGGACCCUUAGUUACACAUUGCUUAUCUCACUCACUGUCUGUUUCAUCUGUGCCUUGCUCUUCAUUGGUCGUCCCAACAACACAACCUGUAUCCUGCAGCAGAUCACAUUUGGAGGUGCUUUCACUGUGGCUCUUGCCACUGUGUUGGCCAAAGCUAUCACUGUGGUUAUUGCCUUCAAGGUUACUUUUCCAAGGAGAGUGGUGAGGUGGUUAAUAAUAUCAAAGGCUCCAAACUUCAUCAUCCCCAUAUGUACUCUGAUCCACCUUGUCUUCUGUGGAAUCUGGCUAGGGACCUCCCCUCCCUUCCUUGACCAUGAUGCUCAUGCUGAACAUGGGCAUAUCGUCGUUGUGUGUAACAAGGGCUCAGAGAUUGCCUUCCAUGUUAUACUGGGAUACCUCUGCUCCUUGGCACUUGGGAGUUUUACUAUGGCUUUCAUGUCACGGAAUCUUCCAAACACAUUCAAUGAAGCCAAGUUCCUGUCAUUUAGCAUGCUGGUGUUCUUCUGUGUCUGGGUCACAUUCCUACCUGUCUACCACAGCACCAAGGGGAGGGUGAUGGUGGCUAUGGAAGUUUUCUCUAUCUUGGCUUCUAGUGCAGCCCUCCUUGGCCUCAUUUUUGUCCCUAAGUGCUAUAUUAUCUUAAUAAAGCCAGAUAAGAACUCAGUUCAUCAUAUCAGGAAAAGGCCACAUUCUAGAAGGAAUAACACUCUCAAAACCUAG
This is a messenger RNA of Onychomys torridus (southern grasshopper mouse), 2616 nucleotides long. Its product is annotated as vomeronasal type-2 receptor 116-like. The record is from RefSeq and is a predicted model, not a curated record. Bases 1 to 2616 code for a protein of 871 amino acids. Gene Ontology annotation, biological process: G protein-coupled receptor signaling pathway. Gene Ontology annotation, molecular function: G protein-coupled receptor activity. Gene Ontology annotation, cellular component: membrane. The transcript has 6 exons. Lineage: Eukaryota; Metazoa; Chordata; Mammalia; Rodentia; Cricetidae.